This is a messenger RNA of Guillardia theta CCMP2712, 516 nucleotides long. RefSeq lists its product as hypothetical. Gene Ontology annotation, cellular component: mitochondrion. The transcript has 9 exons. NCBI's taxonomy places the organism in Eukaryota, Cryptophyceae, Pyrenomonadales, Geminigeraceae. Gene Ontology annotation, molecular function: peptide deformylase activity. The record is from RefSeq and is a predicted model, not a curated record. The annotation marks the transcript as partial. Gene Ontology annotation, biological process: peptidyl-methionine modification.
ACAGACCUGAGGGUCCUCAAGUAUCCUCAUCCUAAGCUGAGGGCACCAGACGAGGAGGUGACAGAGUUCGAUGAUAACCUUCGCAAGACCAUCAAAGAAAUGUUUCUUGUCAUGUAUGCCUCACGUGGAGUUGGACUUGCAGCCCCUCAGGCAAAGCAGGUCGGUAUCAACAAGCGCAUCAUGGUUUUCAACCCUGAAGGGGACAAAAAGAAGUGGCUUCAGGAAAUAGCUCUGAUCAAUCCAAAGAUUGUCGAGAUGUCAGAGGGGACAGACGUUGAGACCGAAGCUUGUCUUUCAUUUCCUGGAAUGCAAGGAAAGGUUCGGAGACACAAGUGGAUCAAAAUAGAGGCCCAGGAUCUGAAAGGGAAAACGAUCAAGAAGAAGGCAAGAAAUUUCCUUCAGUUUACUGGGUGGACUGCCCGCGUCUUCCAGCACGAGUACGAUCAUCUCGAAGGAGUUGUUUACAUCGACAGGCUCGAAGACGAGGAAGACAGGGUUAGUUGUAUGCAUUUCUAG